GAUUGGAUGAGCAUCUCACAAGCUACGGUGUAAAUAGCUCAGAUCUAUGAAUAAGAGUCUCAGAGCUGAAGGCUAAUGACACUGUAUCCUUUGUUUUUUCGUAUGUGCCUUUCCUGGUUAAAUACUUUGUUAUUAUUAUUAUAUCCCGAAAACACCUUUAAUUGCUAUUCUCGGUUGGUGCUUUUAUGAACAAAGGCUUUUGAGCUGCUGAAGAAAUGCUGUUUUUGCAAGUUAUCUCUGGGAUUGUCUUUCUCACAGGAUGUGAAGUGGCCUCAGGUAGGUAAAAACUGAGUAAAAACUGAGAAGAAGUAGAAAUAGACCAGACGUGUAUUUUUAAGGCUGUUUCUGUUUUAUUUCCGAUAUUACCUGUAUUUACCUGGAUACACAGGGUGAUGGUGGUGGUGGGGGGGUGAAAGUCCACACCUGGAGCCCACAUUGUCUCCAUUACUGAAUGGAAGAAACACAUUGUCAAGGCAGUGUCAGAGCAGAUACUGUAUACUGUAACAAUGUUUCAUUCACUGGUUGGUCCUCAGACAUAUUGGUGGGUGUCCACCUGAAUUGGGGAGAGUUGGGAUUUGGGAAGGUGAUGACUUCCCUACUUUGUGAGAUAUUGGAGACCCUUAAUAAUAGGGCAAGAAUUUAAUUUUAAUUGAUAUGUCUCUACACCAGGGCUAGGUAACCUUCUGCACUCCAGAUGUUAUGGACUACCUCUCCCAUAAUCCCCUUACAGCCACAGAGAUAGCAAAGCAUCAGGGGAGAUGUAGUUCACAACAUCUGGAGUGCCGAAGGUUGCCUACCCCUGCUCUUUACUAUAGAUCAGCAAACUGUCUGUUGUAUAUCUAAAUUGUUAUAAAUAAAACCCCCCUGUUGUAUCAUGGAAAUUGCUUUUUAAUUUUGAAUUUGACCAAUCCCCCCUUCCCCCCCCCCCCGCCCCCCCCACUCCCCACACACUCCCAUUGAUUUGGCCGGCUUUGCAGGGGUCUUGCUAUGAGGCCCAUUAGCCAUUAGUAUAUACCCCAUAUGACAUAAAAAGGACCUGUGAGAGUUAUGAAUGAGAUCUCAAGGUUCUCAGAAUUGUAUUUUCCUGCAGCCUUCUGUUUCUGCUUUAUGUAUAUUUCCCUAUUAAACAAAAAUGUUUUUUAUAUGAAUUAUGUGUAAUAUAAUACACUGGUCUGAAAAUAUAAUUAAUUUAUGUCCAUUGGAUAAUCUGUAAGUAGUUUGAGAAGCACGUUUUGUUCUCUCAAGGCUUCCCGAAUCUGCGGUAAAUCAAUCUUUAAACUUUGCACUUAUCGUUCAUCGUUUUACUGUGAUUAGACAAAGUGCGCAAACAAACCAUCUGUCCAUGGUGAUAUUCGCUGCAGGCUAACCUAUUGUCCUGUAAUACAAUACUUAGUGCAAUAGAAAAAUAGAGACAAACUAACUAGGCCCUGCACUCAAACUCACGCAACUACUGGGCAGCAGCAAUGACUAUAGUGCUCAUCAACCCCAAUACAUAGAAUAAAAAAACUAAUUAAAAAAAUAAAUGGAAAAGAGUUGGGAAUAAAAAUACAAGACUGGGGCACUGGCUAAGUGGCUAUCAAAGUUUGCCCUCACACCCCCACUUGACCUCACUACAUUGCUGUAAUUUGGAAUAAAUGGGGGCCAGAGACAUAGGGAUCCUCCCCCACCUCCCCCCAAAUCUUACCUCUGACGGUUUAAUUAUCGUAAAGUGUCAACUUUUUGGGCUGAAUUUAGAGCGGUAAUAGAAUGGUUCAGGUUUGAAAAUGAAUAAGAGGAAUAUUGAAUGAAUUAUCAUAAAUGCAAAAUGUAACCACUAUUGAUUAUUAAUUAAAAGUUAAAAACAUACAUUUACUGUCAAAUUGGGUUUACUGCAGCCAAAGAAACCCUCUAAAUUCUUUAACUAGUAGGUCAUAGAAAGGAGGGAGUGUGGAGACAUUAUUAUUAAUUAAAAUAUAGAGAAAAAAUACAAACUGGUUAAACAACACAACCCUGCACCUUAAUGUCAACUCCCAAAUAUAUAUCCAGUUAUUGAAACAGAACCCAUCCUCAGGCGGGCCGCCCCCUGAUUCACGUGUUUGUACAUUAGGGAGUUCUCUCUAACUCACCACGUGUGAGAAUCCAAAGGAUAUAAUUCAUUUUAUAUACUUUGUAUAUAUUCUAAAAUAUUUAUUUUAUGCUUUCCACCAAUAUUGUGUAAAUACUAAUUUUUGAAUAUUCCACUUUUGGAAAAAAUCCCUGGAUUCCUCUGCAGCGAUGGCAUACUCCACCAGGAACCGGCUGAGAUCCCUUGGCUAAUCUUAGCUCUCCUGUAUGUUUCUAUCUUUUGCUCUGGAGUGAGAGACAGGGGAGGGAUUGAGCUAAAAGGCACAUAUUGUAAAAACAGAUGGAAACAAACAUAUAAAUCAAUCAAUCUAAAAACCAGGAUGGCUGCAGAUCUUUUCUCACACUUUAGAUAAAAAUACAUGUUAUUCGCAAAAUGUGUCCAACUUUUGGUGAAAAAACAACAACAUUUGGUGAAACUGGUUAAAAUCUGACUGCAAUGGUACUUUCUCCUAUUUACUAAAAUAAAUUCUAAUUGGAAUUCCUUCAACGCAUCUGCGACCAAAUUCGGCCGGAUGCCUUCUCAGUUUAGCUUAAAAAAGGUACAUUUUGCCCAUAACCCAAUAAAACUGUAAUAAUAUCGGAGAUAUUUACAAAGCACCAAGACUGAAUGUAAAAUGGUUGAAUACACAUUUGCAAUUUAUCAUGCAUUUGCUUUUAACAAGCAAAUAACGUAUCAGUGCUGUUUGUAGUAGAGUUAAAUAACCCUAGGUGGUGCAAGGGAAAUCCUGUGUAGUAGGUGGCCAGCACUUACUAGCCAGCGGCCACAUUAAAAAGUAAAAAAUAAAAAAAAUGUUAUGCCCUCAAAGUAUUUGCACCACUUUUCUUGCGCUAAUAACCACCCACCCAAAGCCUAUAGGUGGGGGAUUUGAGGUGACUAUAGGAUGUCCAUCCCACCCUUUAUUAUUCAGUAAUUACCAACCCUCGUCCGUGUGUGGGGGUGACACAGGUAUCUCCCCCGGCUUCUAUUUAAUAGACACCACCCAUGGCCCGUGGGUGGGAAUGGGACAAUGUGAUGCUCCCUCUCGGUUUAUAUUUUAGAGCCUCCACCUUCUGUUCUGUGGGGGUCAAUAGGACAUCCCAUCAUGUUUUAUUACAUGUCCUCCACCCACUGGCCAUGGGAGGGGGCAGGGGAUGGACCUGUCCAUUUCUCUUUAUUGUAUUUCACCCCUCACUCGAUGCUCAUCGUCUAGCCUGGUGGUUGAUUGGUCCCAUCCCCAGAGGAUGGGGUCUGUCUUAUACCUGACUGCUCACACUUUAGUAGAUAUGCCCCCCACUCCCCUCCGGACAUGCUGGAAUGUAUUGAACCUCCCUAAUACUAAUAUGGGGGGCUACUACCAAACUUAACCCUUGCACAGUCGUGUUUAGUUUUUUUAGCCAUUUACCUGCUGGUUGUUAGACAAAUAUUUUUGAUUUUAACAAUCCUGGUCUGAAUUCUAGCUGUCUGGCAGUAUUUGGUUCAAUUGAAACCCAGCCCAACUUCAGGCUUGUUCAAAGCCUGUUUUGCGAAAUGCGGACAUUGUUAAAAUACUGUGAACAAUGUCUAGAUUUUGCAGUCUGAAUGGCCCCAUACAGCACUGAAUGGUUUUGCCCCGUUUGAUAGGAGUAAGUUUGGACUUUAAUAGUCAUGAUGGCAUCAUUUUUCAAACUGUCCCCUCAUGGAAUGGGUCCUUUAAUAUCAGUGCAAAAUCUGGAAAUACAAAGAGUUGAGUUUCUUGAAAGUCUGAGAAAUGUAAAAAGCUAACAGAAAGUACAGGCUAAUUUUUACGCUGUGUUAAAAUUAAUGUUAAGAUUUUGAAAGGUUCCACUUCACAUUAACCCUCCAGAAUCUGUUUUCGUUAUAUUAUAUAUUACUGAAACAAUCUCAUACUUUUUGUUUAUGAUUUUUAAGCGUUUUCCGAAGGAGCUGUGAGGUUGGCUGGAGGGAACGGUACAGCCCAGGGCAGAGUGGAGGUUUACCAUGAUGGACAGUGGGGAACGAUCUGCGAUGAUGAAUGGGACAUGAAGGAUGCGUCCGUGGUCUGCAGAGCUUUGGGGUUCUCUGGGGCCAUCAGAGCUGAAAUGGGAGGAGUGUUCCCCCCAGGUAAUUUAUGGACAGUCUCUUUCCUUUCUUCCAAGCUGAGGUUGAGUUGGUAUGUCCAACGCUCUUUGCUUUACCCACAGGAUCGGGUACCAUCAUGCUCGAUGAGUUGGCUUGCACUGGAAACGAGACAUCAUUGGCCGACUGUGCUUUCAAAGCGUGGGGUUUAAGUGACUGUAAGCACAGUGAAGAUGCUGGUGUGGUUUGUUCUCCGGAAGAAGAGGGUGAGUUCCCAAAUCCUCCUUUGCCUAUUCUUUCACACCUUGUUUGUUUGACACACAAAGCGUAGUGCAGGUUCUACCUGAUUUUUGUUCAGAACUGUUGUAGAAACGGAACCUUUCUUCUUCCACUGGAGAUCUCACAUCUCGUGGAGUAGCAACUAAUGAUAAAAACGUUUUUUUCAAACCAAGGCGUAUACGAUAAGUUGUUUGUAAGUUUACCAUAGUUAUUUAAUCCUGGGGACGCUGAAGACUUUAACUAGUUAGAUACAUCUGUGCUGAAUCUGCAAGAACUCUCCAAAUGUAACACCUGAAUUCCGUUGUCAAAUUGUCUCCAAUGUUAAUGAAAAUGUAACGUCAACAAAAAAAAGCUUUUUUUUCAGUAAGAUCAACUAAUGUGGAGGAAUGUCUGUAAAGACAAGACCAAACCUGCGUAACACCACCUGGGGACAUAAAGGAAUAUUCAGAUAUUCCUCUUUUAUAAACCAUAGCCAUCCACAAACACAGCAAGUAGAUGUGAAAGUUUCAUGAGGGAGUGAGUAUUUGGUCAAGUGCCAUCAUUACAACAAUGUCUUACAUGAAGAUCCUCCACCUGGCUGAGAGUAGUGGUAGUUUUGAUGUGUAGCACUCUGCAUCCAAGAUGUAAUAACAGACUCUAAGAGUCAAGGCUUACUGUUACCACAAUGAAUGGAUUGAUGGGUAUUUGCUACAACACACAAUACGAUCCAAGUCUAUUUCACACCUGAGAAAAAAAACGAAAUGCAGGUAUAAUAUAUCUGUCCUAAAACAUUAUACGGGGGGCGGAGCCGAACCAGCAAACAGGGAAGACGUGCUCUGCAAGAGCUCCUGCUCAGCGGGCACAAAAACUGCAACUAAAUCGGGCUGAAGUGCCUCUAACCUCCGGCAAACAGGCCCACUGGACAGGGAAGAUCAGCCCAAACCCAGCAAUACCGAACUUGCCACCCGGGGUAACCGGGCACUGCAACAGCAGCAUGGGGCCUACUGCAGGAGGCGGCGGAGAAAGGUGGCUGCUUUCCCGCCAGCAGCGCACAGCCAUACACGAGGCUGGAACACUCCCUCCCCGCCCGAUGGAGGACCUCGCGCCCAGCACCCUCCGACUACGCCCGCGACCUCACCAAGCAAGGCGGGUGUGGGGGCCCCCAAUAUGGCAGACACAUGAGAUUCAGCACCACGAAAAGCACACAAGCCUGCCUGGUCAGACACUAUACACUGGGCCCCACCUGGAGAGCUAGCUCAUGCACGACCAAGGGGUCAAACUGCAAGCACAGGCCUGCAGAACCGCAGCAAUUCCAACAUGGCGGACGAGCUGUCCUACCUUCCCACCAGCGAACACCCACUACUUACCGCAGAGACCACCUUCCAAGCUUACAGCACCGACAGCGGCGCUCCCCACUCAGACGUAAAGCGACGACACAGAAGCAACCCAGAGGAACCAGCACAGGGUCACAGUUGCAAAAACCCCCUACAUCCAGCUACCGCUUGGGACGAACCAGGCGGCCACGAAAGGCACAGGGCUCCCCCUCAGGCUGGACACUGACAACACCACAGAAAAACCGGCAGACACCACCUGGAGCAGUAAUUGUCCGUGACCCACUAGCUGACCCCCGCUACUACGGAACUGCGGACCUGACACAGAGAACGCUGGCCUGGUGGGCCCCCCACAUACUGCUAACUAGACACUUACACUCAUAUAUCUCUGCAGUCUCCCGUUGCAGGGCAUCGGAUAAGCACCCUACAGAGGCCCUCCCAGCCUGUAAAUGGCACUAGCGGUAACAACACCAUACGGUGUCCUACUGACAUUCAAGGGCAAAUUUUUUCAGAAAAGUUCCUUUACAUUACACUGUCCGAGAUCUGUAUAUUUCGACUGCAAUACCAAUAUCAUAUUGGUAUAUUAAAUCGUCUGCUUGUCAUAUCUGCCAAUAUGCUUAACCCAUGUUAACCUACGAUAAGGCUCCACCCUUUAACCCUGGAAGGCCAGACCAUGUAGCAUAGCCUGCCUGCCUGCCAGACAAAUGCAGCCUGAUUUAAAAUGCCCCUAGGUCGUUUUGACACGUAUUCCAUGCCUCUAUAUAGUGCAUAAUAUGCCUGACAUCUCACCCUUCCACCAAUGUCACCACAGGUACUACUACACUGCUCAUCAGUACACACAGCAUGCAUCACGUAUCACAUCAUGGCAUUCCCAAUGUGCUGUACAAACUGUGCAAAACCAUGCAUUAUCACACUGCCUAACUCGCGGUGUCUAACCUGUUUCAAAAUCCAUUCCUGAACGAACACACUGCGUCUCCAGCGAGAUAACUCAUACCUAGACAACCAAAUGCUCACCCAAUGGAUUAAUAUACAGACCAGUAUAAGCCUGUUUAACAUUUAACGUGUACUCGAUUUGUAUAGACCUGUCUGAAUCAUACCAAGCAGACAAAGCGGUUUAUCAAACUUACGUUUAACUUUAGCAUGUUAUAUUAUAUAAGCAAUGUUUAUUAGCCUGUUAUUUUCAUGAUUGUACAAAAAUGUGCCGAUCAAACUGCCACACUUUUGAAAUGUCUUGAAAAAUGCUCGUAGAUGCUGAUGUGGCUCUACAUGCUUGUUGUCAUCAUAUGCACAAGAAAAAUAAAGAAUUAAAAAAAAAAACAUUAUACUUCCUUACUCCCUGCUAGAGUAGCCCAGUGGAUUACAAUAUCCUGGAUGUGCAAAUGUUCUGUAAAAUAAAACCUUUUGGACAGAUCAAUGUAUUUGUGUUUGUUGCUGUAAGAUUUCCUAAUAAUCAUCAACCAAUCUCUUACAGAAGGAAAUUUUACGGCUUACACCCUGGAUAACUCCUGUGGAAUCGGCGAUACCCUGAGAGUUCUUUUUGAGAGCCAGAAGAACUGUGAUCACUUUAUCACGGUGGUGGGAAAAGAUGGACUUGUGGCCUCCAAGGAGAUCUGCGCUCAUAGACUCAUUCUGUCACUAAACCCAGAGGCAAUCUUCCUUUUGGGAGGAGAGGGCAACAAAUUCACACUCACCAUACAGGACGAAUGUAUUCCACAAGCGAAGAUAUUUAUCAGGUGAGGAAUAGAAUAGAAUUUCUGUCAAACUAAUGGAAAUAAAUCGGUUUACCACCCAACGAAAGAAAAAACACUCUGUAGAAUGUGACAAAAAACUGAAGAUAGUAGAAAAAUGUAAAGUUAAAGUUUUGAAUGAAAUAUUUUUCUACUAUUUGCACUCUUUUGCUACAUUCUACUAAAUGUGUCUUUUCAGUCACCCCGCUUUUUUUUAACGGGCAUUCCUUUCCCCCAGAAUUAGUUAUCUGACACAGGCUCUGUUAAAAGGCCACUGUGCCCAAGCCCCUGUUCAUAAAUACCCAUUGGGUGGCUCGAAGUGCAUGGGCCACCCAAUCGAUGCACCCACAGUGUGCGUGCCCCGGCACCGCCUGGCAGUAGUUUUGCCACUGGACAUAUCUUCUAAAUAUUUAAUACCGGUACUAGCAACUGGGCAGUGAUUGCAGGCUAUCUGCUUGAAAGGUAAAUAACAGGGGUGUUACAUGGCCACAUCUUCCCUGUAGGAAUAGUGUUUAAACUUUAAAUGAAAUAAUGGUGGGUGGACAGAACACUGUCCACUCCCCUACCCCUACCAGUGACCAGAGGCUACUUAAUGACCCCCCAUAUUUUUUUCUUUUACUUUUUUCAUGUGACAGCUGACUAGCAAGCACUGGCCAUCCCCGUGUGAUUAACCCUCACAGUGCCGAGGGUUAUUUAACUAUCAACCUGCUGGCAAAUACUUUUUUUUAAAUCACAAUAUCCUUACAUGUUAAAUAGCAUGAACAAUGUCUGAAUUUUUGCAGUUCGAAUGGUCCCAUACGCAGCCAAACGGUUUAUCACGUUUGGUAACGUUUGGUAACGGGCCGAGUUAGCUUCUUUUGUUUUUGGGCCCCAGGGCAGAAAUGUAAGUAUAUGUAUAUAUUGAUUUGUGAGUAUGUAAGUAUGUGUUUAUAUAUAAUACCAGAAAGAAGGGAUUAACAGGCAGGUCCAUCUAUGUGCAUAAUGAUUCCCCCUCCUGCAAGCAUUUCCACGAUUUUCCAUUUGUGUGGAUUACAUUUUGGGACAUUGGUACAAAAAACACACUAAGUGUGGAUUCUUGGAUGUGUGUAUGAAUGAGCUCAGAUACAGGUUUUUACCCACUGAGACUCAGUGAAAGAACACUUUGGCAAUCAUGGCUGUGUUUGGCUUUUUCUUUGUCAUUAGAUACUUCUACACUCAGAAAAUCAAGGUGGCAUUGUCCUCCUUAAAGUGUAUCCACCAGAUGGCUUCGACCUACAAGGUUAACAGUCUGAAGGAGUACACUGCCCAGUUCUUCUCCAUCUUGAUGUCAGAAGAUCCAUCUUUCAAAAAGCAGCUUGAACUCCUUAACUAUGCAGAGUCCAACUCUGAUGCCAAACUGAGGGACUUGUGUCUACGAUACUUUGCUUGGAAUUUCGAGUCCUUUUCUCAGUCUAAGGCAUGGAAUAAUCUAGUAUUUAGUCAGUUCCAGUCUCUUCUCUCCAGGUCAGAUUUGAUUAUUAAGAAUGAGUGGGCAGUACUUGAAACUGUGGAGAAUUGGGUAACUACCAAUCAAGUGGAGGGAGAUCUCUUGAAAGAGCUGGUUGAGACAGUAAGGUUCCCCAUGAUGUCUCCAGAAGAGCUUCUCCAAGUUCAGGUGAACAUUUCCAUGUAUGAAAAGAAUAAAAUAAUUUUCCAAGACAAGAUCAUUCAGGCUUUAAUGUUCCACGCUGUGUCCUACCAGGUCCUAAACAGCUAUGUGGACCUUUCUAAAGAUGUCUACAUACCCAGAAUCUAUACAUCUACUACAUGGAGCUCAACUAUUUAUGCAAAUCAAUAUUAUGGUUACAAUAAUCAAUAUUUCAAUACCCCAAGACAUUUCAGUGCCCUACUUACAUCCCAGUUGACCCAGUGGAAUGUUGUUUAUGCAUCAAACAUACAGACGUGCUAUAAUUAUGGAAUUCCUUGUACGUCUGAUUCGCUACCUUUAUUCAGAGUCACUACGGGUAAUAUUUACCCGUACAUUGUCUAUCAGAAUGUACUGCUAGUGAAAUGUGGUGGAACCACAGUCACGGGAAUGGAAGUAUUUAAGAAUGACAUGGCAUCAGACCCAGCAACUAGUAAUGGCACCAAUUUCCCAUGUACCUCGGGAUCAAACACAUACUCUGCGGUUAUCCGUCCCAUUUACAAACUCAACUAAAGUAAUUCAUAGAAUGUUGAGUGUCUACCUCGACUUAUUAUUGUCUUCUUUGAAAAGUAGAGUCAUCGUCACUGGUAUCAAAGCAGCAUUAGUUCAAAGUAGGGGUGAAAAACAUGUACAGCUCCCAUGAUGCUUUGAGGAGCAUUAAGGAUUUACAUUUUGGUUAACUAUGGUUAAUACACACUGGUCUUGUAUGAGUUUCCUUCUUUCAUUCAGUGUAAAGGAAGCAUGAUAUAACUUGGUAUUUUAAAAAAAAUAUAUAUAUCUAUAUGAUUUUUAAGCCAGAAGAAAAAUGUCCGAUGUCCAACUUGGAGAAUUUUUGGUGUGACAGUCCCUGGUGAAUUCCCAGUAACUUACGGCUGGCUUAAUGAAUAACUUGCUACUCGUUACGUUAAUAUGGAUUUUUGAGUCUAUGUGUUGCUACAUUUAACCCACCUGUGUUUUGUAAGCAUUGAAAAUUUGUAUUAAAAUAUCUAUUUGAUUAAAAUCUGCUGACGUCUGGUCCUUUUUCAUUCUCCAACAUUUAGCACACAACUACUGUAUCUGUAUUAAACCAAGCAGAGCCCUAAAUAAUUUGAAUCUCUGGUGGCUUCAUGCAAGCCAUAUACAGGGCCUAGCUAUACUAGAGUUGCGUGACCUCAGCUCCAUUUGGCUCCGUGAUGCAGAGAAGGAUUAAGAUCUGACAGGGUUCAAGGCUUGGGGCUCCUUCAAACUUCACAUAGAGAUGGGGAAUACAGCCAAGCAGAUUGAUGGUCACAGGCAGCCACGUAAGGUCACCUUACCGUUAAACCUACUCUCCCAUGAUGCUCACCCAAACCCAACGCAGAAAACACUGGGAUACUUUGUAAUUGGGCAUGCUCCCCAAAGAGUGUUAAAUGACUAUACAACAUCCCUAUUAUUCCACUUAAUCUCUGCAAUCUAGUCGUGUAUCUCUCUUCUAUGCUCCUUGUGUGUGAUGUAAUAAAUGAAUAAUAAUGUUAUAUUUAUCUAAUAAAACAGAGCAGUGUGUGAUAAGGAGUGCCAGCAAUGUGGCACACAGUUCUGUCUCUGAUAACAGGUCAGGGCAGAAAGCUUUCAAGGUUUGAUUUGUUUCAGGGAAGCUGGCGUGAUCACAUCUGGCCAUUUAAUGCACCCAGGAGUACUGUAUAAAAUACUGCAUUCACUUUCUAAGAGCAAACAGAUGAAACUGCCUUUCUUCGAUCCAUUCUUUUGGCAUUAUCGGAGGCUGAGGGUUUCCAGUAUGGUAUCAUGUAUUGAUAGAAUCUACAGGGAGGAGAAUUGGGAGCAAUGCGCAUCACUGAUGGCAGAGGAAGCAGCAGUGACUGGGUUUGCGCAACAAUAUAAACGCACCAUACUGUAUCGCGACGGAUUGCGCUGUGAAUCUUGUUAAGCUGCCAUUUUGCUCCAUCAGGCAUUGUAGUAUGUUAAAACUGGUACAUUUUUAAAAUGUAAAAAUAUAUCCAGCUAAUGUCAAGCGCACCUUCAUCUAACCAGACAUAACAUGUCAGUUUGACGGAUGCCUGGUCAGACGCUAUCAUUUUCAACAAACCAUAUAAUAAAUAUAAACAAUUUAAGAAAGUCCUUAAGUAGUCGCUUGACUUCAUGGACAAUUGUUAAUAAAAACAAUCACACAAGGAUUCUCUGAAAAUGCAGAAUUUUGAAUUUACUGUAAAACUGUCAUAAUUCUGUCAUUAUUUAAAAUAAAAGAUAUUACAUAUAUUACAGCCUUUGCGUUUUCUAUUUUGUAAUGCAUGCAUAUGUUUAAAUGGUCCUCUUCAGUGUAUCUCUUGGCUUAUCCUUGCUCCAAGGACUAUUAUUGGGUGGUCUUUUGUCGGGAACACAACUUUACUGACUCCAAACCAUUCGGCUAAUCAAAAGCUAGAAUGUGAUCACAAAUCAUCGUGAGCAAGCACAGGGCGUCUCAAUUUUAGAUGAUCAAAUUGAGCAGAUAAGUGGUGCUUCUGACCAAAGUGGGUAAAAGAUGGCUGCCCCCAUUGGGCAAACCUACCCAGGACUUUCACUGAAAAAACUCAUUAACUGAUUUCAGUUCAUUACAAAAUAAUACAAAACAGGUUUGUAUUACAUAUCAUCCUUUAUUUUCAGUAAUAAUAAAAAAAAUUAAAAAAAAUGAUGACAAAAAAAAAAAAGCUACCCCCAUGAUACAAUGCAUACUGGGUACAUGUACACUAAUUCGGGAUAAUGGUUGAAGAAGAAAUGUUGGUUCCAUGGCGCUUAUAGAAACCCUAUGGCCAAACAACUAAGAGUUAUAAGUUUUAUUUAAAAAUAAAACAAACUGAUAACGUUUUAUCCUGUUUCAUUUGUAUGAUAUGCGGAUCUCACCAUGUAAACUGCCCCCAUGAUGCAGUGCACACAGUGCAUAUUCAUAAAUAAGGUGCAAUUCUAAGCUUACUGUGCCGUACUUUGGAAGAUGACGGUCAAGUGUGUCUGAAAGGCCUUCUGGUAACAAAAGUAUAUUAUUUUAAUAUAAGUCUUCUGAAGGUAAGAAAGGUAAGAGUUAGACUUUUUUUUCCCCAGACCAUUAUAAGAGUAAGGUGGUAUGGUGGACAAUUUUAUUGGGGGGUAACAGAGGGGGGUUAAGUGGCUAAUGGCUUGGGGACACCUAGCCACUGAGAAGGGUGGUCCAAAAUUCUGGGUGGUUGAUAAUGGCAUCUCGUCUACCCUUUAAUGUUUACAUGUCAUAUAUAUUUAAAUUUUAUCAGCAUAAGGAUGCAGCUAUUUUUCUCUCUCCUGAACCAUUUGGCCUUAUUUUUAUUGUUGAUUAUCCCUUUGAACUUCCUGUAACAAACUAGAGAUUCUGCAAGCAGCCUGUUCGUUUUACAAUACGGUUAUGUCACUUUAUGUGUCAUGUUAUCGAACAAGAACCAGUGCAGAUUGUGACGGACCGCUGGCACUCCGACUGAGUACCUCCGCCAAUCGAUGCUCCUAGUGCUCGCUGAGGACUCCAAGCACUCCAACCGACACCAUCAGCACUGCAGACCCCACUUCCAGCGAUGCAACUGCGCCGGGGUCUCUGCUGUUUCCACCCACCCUGGACCCAAGGCCAGGAUCCAGCUUCCAGUGGGUGAACCUCUCUUUCCCCAGAGAGCAGGAACAGGAACAAAUCAAGCUAUUGCAAGAGCUUCCUCUGGGGAGUAAGUGAUUAUAGCAAUCCCCAGAGUGUAGGUAUCCCUUCCCCCAAACAUGAGCCAAGGCUUAAUGCUGGAACAAGACUGAUUUACUGGCACACAGAACUCACAAUUUAUGCAACACAAAACUCCUCCUCUGGGCCAGGCUAGAUAAUUGAGUUUCUACAAUACACAAAGCUCAAUUAUCUGCUGGCCAGAAAUAAUACAGUUUCAUAAAACACACAGGGACCCCAAAACAUGCAAUAACCCCAUAAAAAGGAACCGUGGGAUCUGGGUGAACCACAUAUCCAAAAUUCACCCAGAUCCGUUCAGUACUUUGGAAAAUACAGUUUAAUGCAGAUUCUGCAGAACAUAUACAGGCUAAAUGAAAAACAAUCACUUUCUAAUGUGUCCCCUGCUGUAUAGUCCAAAACCACUGCACGAUGUCUCUGUGCACCAAAUACUGGCGAGAUGGCACCGUGUUGAAAAGUCCAAACAGUGUCUGUAUUUCUACAAUACACAAAGCUCAAUUAUCUGCUGGCCAGAAAUAAUACAGUUUCAUAAAACACACAGGGACCCCAAAACAUGCAAUAAAAGGCUAAAUGAAAAACAAUCACUUUCUAAUGUGUCCCCUGCUGUAUAGCAGAGGCUAACAAAGCUCUUCCCAGAUGCCAGCUCUUCUGCUGGGAGGGGGUCAGUGGGUAUCGCAGGCUCAUCCACUGCCCCCAGGACCCGGUUGGGAUGUAGCUGGGGAGGGGAAGUUUCGCUUACCUCCUCCUCCUGGCAUCCCUGCGGGGUUGGUUGGGGAUCUGGACCGCCCGUCCAGCCUCCCUGUAGGACUGGCACAGAGACCGCGGUCCCAUCUGCGCCAGUGUGGUUAGGUUUGUCUUCCCCCUCUCACGGUAUCUCUGGCUGCUGUUGGAGGGGGAGGCUGAUUGCCCCCACUCCCCAGGACGCUGGUUGCUGUAAGGUGGAGGGAUUGACCAUCACCUCCUCCUGGAACUCGGGCCGCCGCUGGGGAGAGAGACCAGUUGUCUCCUCUCCCUGUAUAUUAUACUGCCGCUGGGGACCUAGGCUGACUGCCCAGCAUCCCUGUAGGGCCGGCAGAGAGACUUCGGUCCCAUCUCCGCUUGCCAUCUCUGUGUUUACCCAGGACAAGUCUAUGAGGUCGCCCACCUCCGGUUGCUGUUGGAGAGGGAGGCCGGUUGCCUCCCCUCCCCAGGACGCUGGUUGCUGUACGGGGGAGGGAUCUACCAUCACCUCCUCCUGGAACUCAGGCCGCCGCUGGGGAGAGAGACCGGUUGUCUCUUCCCUCUGUACGGUGCACUGCCGCUGGGAUGGGAGGUCACUGCUCUCCUCUCCCUGUAACUCACUCUGUCGCUGGAGACGGGGUGUCAAUACCCCCAAACUCCACAGUUGGUACUCGAAGUUCCGUGCAUCUUUGUUCUCAGCACUCCACAUGCACAUCACUUGAUGGACCACCUCAUCUGAAGGGUUUGGGCCAAACCAGACCAGCCGCGCCUUUACUUCCUUCAUGAAAUCAGCACCCUCAUAGCACUGUGACAGGCGGAUUUGCAAUUCACUGGCUGCUGUCCAGGGUCUUGCUAGCUCCAUGUUGCUGUAGGUAGGGACGCUGCGCAGAGGCUAGCGUUGCCCUCAAUUAUAAAUCCGUAACUCCACACGUUACCGGUGUCUCCGAGCUGCUGGUCCUCGCACUAGGACGCCAUCCCACCGCUGCCACCAAAUGUGACGGAACGCUGGCACUCCGACUGAGUACCUCCGCCAAUCGAUGCUCCUAGUGCUCGCUGAGGACUCCAAGCACUCCAACCGACACCAUCAGCACUGCAGACCCCACUUCCAGCGAUGCAACUGCGCCGGGGUCUCUGCUGUUUCCAUCCACCCUGGACCCAAGGCCAGGAUCCAGCUUCCAGUGGGUGAACCUCUCUUUCCCCAGAGAGCAGGAACAGGAACAAAUCAAGCUAUUGCAAGAGCUUCCUCUGGGGAGUAAGUGAUUAUAGCAAUCCCCAGAGUGUAGGUAUCCCUUCCCCCAAACAUGAGCCAAGGCUUAAUGCUGGAACAAGACUGAUUUACUGGCACACAGAACUCACAAUUUAUGCAACACAAAACUCCUCCUCUGGGCCAGGCUAGAUAACUGAGUUUCUACAAUACACAAAGCUCAAAGCUGGCCAGAAAUAAUACAGUUUCAUAAAACACACAGGGACCCCAAAACAUGCAAUAACCCCAUAAAAAGUAUAUCCUUGGAACCGGGGGAUCUGGGUGAACCACAUAUCCAAAAUUCACCCAGAUCCGUUCUGUACUUUGGAAAAUACAGUUUAAUGCAGAUUCUGCAGAACAUAUACAGGCUAAAUGAAAAACAAUCACUUUAUAAUGUGUCCCCUGCUGUAUAGUCCAAAACCACUGCACGAUGUCUCUGUGCACCAAAUACUGGCGAGAUGGCACCGUGUUGAAAAGUCCACACAGUGUCUGUGAGUUAAAAUGGCCGCCAUCCAUUGUUCUCACCAUGUGCUUCUGAUACAGGAAAUGGUGGCCACCCAGUAACUCCACAGUAUGUCCCCAGAUGGUUCUUAAAAGGGCCAGCAGCAGCACAACACAAAUCCAUUAUGCCCAAAUCAUGUCUUUAAAGGGCAAUACAUCCCAGGGGCCAUAGUCACAUGGCAGGAGGCUGGCAACCAGGCUUCUCCAGUGCAUAGUGGCGAGGUUGGUUCCGCCACACAGAUGACGACUAAUUGAGGGAGAUUUUAGUAAUCAGGGGAAAACGAGAAAAUCUGAACUUGUUUUUUUUCAGACAAUAAACAAGACAUAUAAGCAGAUUACACAACUAUACAUUUUUUUUAAAUUUUGUGCCAAAAAAAAGGAAAUAUUAUCAAACUAGGUUUUCACCCCCCACCCCAUUAGAUCAGUUGAUUUUUUACCAUACGCUCCAUAUUACUAAUAUGUGGCCUGUUUUAGUUCUUUAGUGUCCAAAAAACAUCUAGACAAGCGACUGUUUGUCAUUCUACGAUUUCUGCUGUUAGCAGCAAAUUGUGAAGAGUGGUGCAAUCGUUUCAGACACAUUGAGACACUUGUGGUUUUAAAAAAAAAAAAAAAUAAUGCAUAAUUCAGCACAAUUCUAUACACUAUUCUUAAAGAUGUCUUUUGAGUUUCGUUAACUAAGAUUAGUGAAAAUUCAAGAAACAAAACCUAAUGUUUCAGAAUAGGGAAGACUGGUGCUCAUGAACAUCUGUCUGUAUGUUUCGAUUUCCCCAGCAAUUAAAAUAUUUUGCAGCAUAUUUGUGGGCAGUUACUGUACCCUUCAAUCAGUAUCAACGGUCUUUUGUUUCAUUUGUAUACGAAGGUGUUCUGAUACCAACACGUUGUCUGUAUUCCCUCUAUUGUACUGUGCUCCAGAAUACGUUGGCGCUAUAAAUAAAUAAUAAAAAUAAUACUUUGACAUUAGACUCCAAUAUCAUCAAUGCAAGCCAACUGGAUUCUAAGAAAACAGAAAAUGUGAGAGGAACGCAGGGGGAUAUUUAUCAAAGUGUUUUAGAAAGAAUUGUUUUGACUUGAUAUUUGCUAAAGUCAUAUAAAAAGUACCAUUUUUCUUUAUAGCAAAUUUGGCCAGUUUCUGCCAAAUUUUAAAUUUUGGAAGACCACAAAAUGUAUUGUUCUGAGUAAGAAAUGAUGGUUCAGGCCCUCAAUGUGAAAACAAAUUAAGCAGGUUCAUUGGAGCAGACAGAAAAAGCAAUGUUUCGACUCAGCUGGGUCUUUUUCUAGCUUGGGUCGAAACGUUACUUUUUGUUUCUCCUCCAAUGAACCUGCUUAAUUUGUUUUCACAUUGACGGCCUGAACCAUCAUUUUUUGCUCAGAACUGUAAGGUGAGGUCUGGCCUACCUCAGGCCCGGUGCACCUUGGUGAUCAGGAGUGUGCGGAUACCUUAAUAUUUUUGCACAAAAUUUAUAGUAGCAGGAAAGAUUCUGCCACUUAUUGCUGGAAAAAAACCAUGCAUCGUUUGUAUUGCUUAAAGAAAAUGGAAGAAGCCUCUUCUAAAGAUGAUGCACAAGAAAGCCCGUAAACAGUUUGCUGAAGACAAGCAGACUUAGGCCAUGGAUUGAUUGAACCAUGUCCUGUGGUCUGAUGAGACCAAGAUAAACUUAUUUGGUUCAGGGUCAAGCUUGUGUGGCGGCAACCAGGUGAGGAGUACAAAGACAAGUGUGUCUUGCCUACAGACAAGCACGGUGGUGGGAGUGUCAUGGUCUGUGCCUGCAUGAGUGCUGCCGGCACUGGGGAGCUACAGUUCAUUGAGGGAACCAUGAAUGCCAACAUGUACUGUGACAUACUGAAGCAGAGCAUGAUCCCCUCCCUUCAGAGACUGGGCCUCAGGGCAGUAUUCCAACAUGAUAACAACCCCAAACACACCUCCAAAAUGACCACUGCCUUGCUAAAGAAGCUGAAGGUAAAGGUUAUGGACUCACCAAGCAUGUCUCCAAACCCUAUUGAGCAAAAAAGAAAGGUGGGGGAGCGCAAGGUCUCUAACAUCUACCAGCUCUGUGAUGUUGUCAUGGAGAAGUGGAAGAGGACUCCAGUGGCAACCUGUGAAGCUCUGGUGAACUCCAUGCCCAUGAGGGUUAAAGCAGUGCUGGAAAAUAAUGGUGGCCACACAAAAUAUUGACACUUUGGCCAAAUUUGGACAUUUUCACUUUUGUUGCCAACAGUUUAUACAUUAAUGGCUGUGUGUUGAGUUAUUUUGAGGGGACAACAAAUUGACACUGUUAUACAGGCUGUACACUUACUACUUUACAUUGUAGCAGAAUGUCAUUGCUUUAGUGUUGUCACAUGAAAAGAUAUAAAAUAUUUACAAAUAUGUGAGGGGUGUUCUCACUUUUGGGAGAUACUGUAGUAUUAAUGAUAAACACAUUUGAAUAUUACUCCUAGUUUUUUUUAUAAAGUAUUAAAUAGUUUGGUGUUCACUUUUACUAACAGGGUUAGUCAUUAAAGUGUGAAUUCAAGGAGAAUUUCACCCCAAAAUGAGCCAAAUUAGGAAAGUCAUCCAAAUCAGCCAUGUUUCUAAUUUGACAAUUUUUGCCUAGAAUUUUGAAAUCCAGAUAGUUCAAUAUACGGAUAGCCCUACAAUUUUUUUAAAUUCCAUUCCAUGGUUUUAAAUGGUAUUGUCAUCCAGUACAGCUGUGCAUUCUUUAUUUAAAAAGGUACCCUCAUUCAGUAUUGGUGAGCAUUGCUUAUUUAAAAAAAAAGUUCUGGAAGCCAACAUUAAAGCGGUUCUGUCUCCGUCUGAUGGUAACUGGUCUACUGGUAGGCCGGUGGUUGAAGGAAGGGUGCCGGGAAAGGUGUGUUAUACUUACUUGAAGCCUGUCCAUCACUGCUGCCACCAUCUUCUUCCUGAUGAUCCUCUUCAGCUCCUGGCCCAUCAUCCACCAGGAGCCAAUGUCAGCCGACGUCAACACUGAGGUCUAUGGAGAACCCCAAGAAUCCGCAGGAUUAAAAAAAAUACUAAGGCAACGUAGUCCAUACUCAGUAUACAUGUUUCAGUAUAUCUUUUGACUGGGCUGGAAUCUCAAUGAAAUUCCAACACGCUUCCUUUGAAUAAGUUGGGCACUGUAACCAUGACAUCCUGGUAAAACCAAGGUUUCUGUUUAGAUAAACGUAGAACCGCAUCUUCGCUGAUGCAUAUAAUGCAUUUUCAUCACUCGCAGGAAAUGAAACCAAACAUCCAGUGAUGGGAGGAACUGAGAAUUAGGCUGGUAUCGGAUUGGAUAAUACGUUAUAAUCCUUCACUUUAAAUAGCCUGCUCUCUGGAUGCAGAUGUUACAGAGAUUCAUUGUAGAUACUUUGUAACUGCUGCACGUUUUGGUUCUGGAACCCAUUCCUAAACCCCCGUAUAAUCUGCGUCUGUCUGGGUUCUGCUCCCCCAAGAAUCCUCCAAGAAAUGCGUCCUCUUCAAUGGAUCGUUCUGGUUUUACCCUUUCUGACAUGUAAAGUGGUUUCAGGUAAGUGGAAUUUCAUAAUAAUUAGGUUAAUACAUUGGAUCAGGGGCAAGGUUAACCCUUGGCAGUUCAGCUUUAGAGAACUACAAUUCACAUGAUCCUCAGGCUGUCAAUCUAGACUGUAAGCUUGUUUGAGCAGGGCCCUCAUCUAUCUAUUGUUCCUGUGUAACUGUGUAAUUGUCUAAUUUAUUGUAAAUUCCCCCCUUUUCAGAAUAUUGUAAAAGGCUGCGGAAUCUAUAAAUACCAAUAAUAAGAAGAAGAACUAAACACCCACCGUUUGCCCUCUGUAAUGCUUGGGGGUUGAUUGAUUUAGUUAUUACAAUUAGCCAAUUGCUGAAACACAUAACAAUGCAAAGCGCUUGUCUUCAACCACCUUCAUUCAAACACAAAUCCCAGGAGAAGAAUUGGGGGAUAAAGUGUCCCUUUAAGUGAGCAACAAAGCUGACUGGAUAUUUCAAAAGUUCUUGUUAAUUAUGUAUUUAUUUUGAAUUGACUGUUUUUUGCUUAUAUACUGUAAAAGUAUAGUCCAUAAAAUGUGUUAAAAAAAGAAAUAUGCCGACUCCAGUCUCCAGUGUUAAUCCUAGUUUGUCAAGAAAUUGUCAUUGGAAAUAGGAAUUUUUUGAAAUAACAUUAAAAAAAAACAUUAUGGACAACAGUAACUAAAAUGUAGCUCCUGGCAGAUAGUUGUCUACACCAAAAAUACUUUUUACCCCGCUAUCUGGCUCAUUUCCUACUGCAUUAAUUUGGCCUUUUGGCUUCAACAAAUCAGUAACUGAUUAAUAAUUAUUAACAUUUUUAUUACUUCAGACCCCUUUUCCCAUUUUUACACACAAUACAUAAAGUACAAUACUGUAUUUCCUUUCAAGCAUUUACCGAAGGAGCUGUGAGGUUGGCUGGAGGGAACGGUACAGCCCAGGGCAGAGUGGAGGUGUACCAUGAUGGACAGUGGGGAACGAUCUGCGAUGAUGGAUGGGACAUUAAAGAGGCAUUUGUGGUCUGCAGAGCUUUGGGGUUCCCUGGGGCCAUCAGAGCUGAAAUGGGAGGAGUGUUCCCCUCAGGUAAUUUAUGAACAUUCUCUUUCCUCUGAAAAUACAUAUGAACAAAGAACAUCUAAGGUAGAGAGUGUCAGGUUACUUUGCAGAGAAUUGGGGGGUAACCCCACGAAUACUAAUACUAAUGAGCAACACCUAAGCAAAAAAAAGGGUGGGGGGGACGGACGGACGGACGGACACAAAGCUAAUACGAACCCUUUUUCAAAAGCGAAGUAAUUCAGAUAUAAAACUUAACUUUUAUUAGAGGUCUCAAAAAAUCAAAAAUUGCGGAAAAAAACCCAUCCCUAUGGACUAGAUAUAGUAAAGAUCCCUGAUUCGAAAUAAUGUCCUUUAUAGAGUUGGUAAUAAAUACAAAAAAACUAAAUAAAUAAAUGAAUACUUAUACACGUAAAGCUGCCUAGUGUAUCAGUAUGGCUAAUACGUAUCAAAAGUUCUGAAAAGAGUAACCAUAUAUACAAACAGAAAUAAUAUCCACACAAGUGAUAACAAAAUAUUAUAUUAAUAAUAUGAUGACUUAAAGGUAGGCAGACAAUGUAAUAGAGCAGCAGGAAAUGCUAGCAGAAUGCUUGGUUGUAUAGAGAGAGGUAUUAGCAGUAGGAAGAGGGAAGUGCUCAUGCCAUUGUACAGAACACUGGUGAGACCUCACUUGGAGUAUUAUACACAGUACUGGAGACUGUAUCUUCAGAAGGAUAUUCAUACUGUAGAGAGAGUUCAGAGAAGGGCUACUAAACUGGUUCAUGGAUUGCGGGAUAAAACUUAUAGCUUGGAGGAAAGACGAGACAGGGGGGAUAUGAUAGAAACAUUUAAAUAUAUAAAGGGAAUCAACACAGUAAAGGAGGAGACUAUAUUUAAAAGAAGAAAAACUACCACAACAAGAGGACAUAGUCUUAAAUUAGAAGGACAAAGGUUUAAAAAUAAUAUCAGGAAGUAUUACUUUACUGAGAGGGUAGUGGAUGCAUGGAAUAGCCUUCCAGCUGAAGUGGUAGAGGUUAACACUGUAAAGGAGUUUAAGCAUGCGUGGGAUAGGCAUAAGGCUAUCCUAACUAUAAGAUAAGGCCAGGGACAAAUGAAAGUAUUUAGAAAAUUGGGCAGACUAGUAAUGGUUCUUAUCUGCCGUCACAUUCUAUGUUUCUAUGAAUAUGUGUCUUAAAGUAAAGGAGGGAAGGUUAGCUAAACAGGUUAGCUAGAGGCAGCUAGGAAUAUGGAGAAGAGAAUAAAAACACCAUGUAUGUAUUGUGCUAUACUGCUGUGCCUUUGUUGGCACCCCUUAAAAAAGCUAGCCCCUCCCUCCCCCUCCCCCCCAGCCCACCCCAGUCAUGAAAUGACUAAAUUGACCUCUUUAUCAAGUAUCAAGAAAGCUAGUCCCUACUUCAUGGGGAAAAAAACAAACCUAUACAGCACUAAUAGAAUAUCGACACAAGUAGUAAGCUUAAAGGACCACUCUAGGCACCCAGACCACUUCAGCUUAAUGAAGUGGUCUGGGUGCCAGGUCCUUCUAUGGUUAACCCAUUUUUUUUAUAAACAUAGCAGUUUCAGAGAAACUGCUAUGUUUAUUAAUGGGUUAAGCCUUCCCCCUAAUCCUCUAGUGGCUGUCUCAUUGACAGCCACUAGAGGCGCUUGCGUGCUUCUCACUGUGAUUUUCACAGUGAGAGUUAAUUUAAAGUUCAUAGGAAAAGCAUUGUAAAUGCUUUCUCUAUAGUGACGGCUGGAAUGCGCUACAAGAGCUCUUACGCGUGGGCCGCGCUUAUCUCAGCCCAGGAGGAGGAAUGGAGAGGAGAGAGGAGGCAGAGAGCUCCUCAUCAGCGCUGAAAAAGGUGUUUUAACCCCUUUCCCCUUCCAGGUUACGGGGGUCCCUGAGGGUGGGGGGCAAUUAGGCACUAUAGUGCGGAAAACGAGUAUGUUUUCCUGGCACUAUAGUGGUCCUUAAUGCAAUUAAACGGAAUUCAAAGGAAAAAGAAAAAUAUAAAUCUUAAAUAAAAACAAAAAAUUAACAUCAAAAUGCGUAGUGGUAAUGUUCUUCAAAAGUAAGCGUAACCAACUGAUUAAUCGAGAUCACUCAGGCAUUUGCUGACAUUAUAUUUUAUAUAUUAUUUGAUUUUGCCGUGACUGUGAACCGCAUGGCCGUGUGAUCAGGGCUUCCAUAUGGUCAGCUGAGGACUUCCAUAUGGUCAGAUCAAGGCUUCUGUAUAGUCAGAUCAGGGCUUCCGUAUGGUCAGAUCAGGACUUCCAUAUGGUCAGAUCAGGACUUCCGUAUGGUCAGAUCAGGGCUUCCGUAUGGUUAGGUCAGGGCUUUGGUCAGAUCAGGGCUUCCGUAUGGUCAGGUCAGGGCUUCCGUAUGGUCAGAUCAGGACUUCCGUAUGGUCAGAUCAGGGCUUCCGUAUGGUCAGAUCAGGGCUUCCGUGUGGUCAGCUCAGGGCUUCCAUGUGGUCAGCUCAGGGCUUCCGUGUAGUCAGGUCAGGACUGUUGAAUGCUCAGGUCAUGGCUUCCAUAUUGUCAGAUCAGGGCUUCCGUGUGGUCAGCUCAGGGCUUCCGUGGGGUCAGGUCAGGACUGUUGAAUGCUCAGGUCAUGGCUUCCAUAUUGUCAGAUCAGGGCUUUCAUUUGGUCAGAUCUGGGCUUCCGUGUGGUCAGGUCAGAAAUGUUGUAUGGUCAGAUCAGGGCUUCCGUGUGGUCAGAUCAGGACUUCCGUAUGGUCAGAUCUGGACUUCCGUAUGGUCAGAUCAGGGCUUCUGUAUGGUCAGAUCAGGGCUUCCGUAUGGUUAGGUCAGGGCUUUGGUCAGGUCAGGGCUUCCGUCAGAUCAGGGCUUCCGUAUGGUCAGGUCAGGGCUUCUGUAAGGUCAAAUCAAGGCAUACUGUUGUAUGGUCAGAUAAGGUCUUCCUUAUGAUCAAAUCAGGGCUUCCGUAUGGUCAGAUCAGGGAUUCCGUAUUGUCAGAUCAGGGCUUCUGUAAGGUCAAAUCAGGGCUUCUGUGUGGUCAUAUCAGGGCUUCCGUAUGGUCAUAUCAGGGCUUCCGUAUGGUCAUAUCAGGGCUUCCGUAUGGUCAGAUCAGGGCUUCCGUAUGGUCAGAUCAGGGCUUUCGUAUGUGCAGGGCUUCCAUAUGAUCAGAUCAGGGCUUCCAUAUGGCCAGAUCAGGGCUUCUGUAUGGUCAGAUCAGGGCUUCCGUAUGGUCAUAUCAGGGCUUCCGUAUGGUCAGAUCAGGGCUUUCCUAUGGGCAGGGCUUCCGUAUGAUCAGAUCAGGGCUUCCAUAUGGCCAGAUCAGGGCUUCUUUAUGAUCGGAUCAGGGCUUCUGAAUGGUCAGAUCAGGACUGUAGUAUGGUCAGAUCAGGGCUCCAUAUGGUCAGAGCUAUUGUAUGGUCAGAUCAGGGUUGUAUUAUGGGCUAUACUCCUCCUCUGUUGUCACAGUAACCACACCUCAGCUAUCACACUCACCCUCCUAACCCUGUCACACUCAUCCCCCUAACCCUGUCACACUCAUUCCCUAACUCUGUCACAUUUAGCCACCCUCACCCUGCCACACCUACCCUUUAAAACCUGUCACACUCACCCAUGGCAUUACUAGGAAUCACAGGGCCCUGGUGCAAGAAAUCUAGAAGGGCCCCCUUCAUGCCCUCACUCAUACAAAGGCACUGAUGUACACUCACUGACAGAAACACAGUCAUUGGCACACAAACAGUAUAACCAACACACAUUUAAAGUGACAGAAACACACACUCACUGAUGGACAUACACUGACAUACAAACAUAAACUGACAGACAAACAUACUCACUGACAUACACUCUCAGUGAUUUGAUGCACACUGACAGACACACUCUCAUUGAUUUGACACACAUGCUCACUGACAAGACACAGGCUCACUGUCAAGACACACACUCUCACUGAUAGACACACACACUCAUUGAUAGACACACACACUCAUUGACAGACACACACACUCAUUGACAGACACACAUAUUCACUGACAGACAUUCUCUCUCUCACACACACACACACACACACACACUCACUGACAGUCACACACACACACUGACAGACGCUCACACUGACACAUACAUACUCUCAUACAAACUUAAAAUUUUAGAGAAGUGCAGCCAGCACUCAACACUCAGCACUAGCAGCAGUAUAUAAUACCCACUUCUUUGAUCAUGUCCAUCUUCUGUGUAACAUCACUAUCCUGGGGGUAAUUCCCAACCACUCUCUCGAGGGCAGUGAAAUCCCUAGGGGCAGAUUCACCCAGUCACUGAGGUGCUUCUACCAGCCACCGCUCAUCAGCAUGGAGUCCGGCAGAAAAAGCCACAUGGUGAUGAACCAGCUCAUGGAGAAGGAACUGAGUGAGCUGGAACCUGGAGAGAUUUCUGCACGCGGGAACUAAGACCCCGUCCCUCUAUAGAGGAUUCCUUUCCAUUACCAUCAAUUGGGUAAUAACAACAUCUAUUAUUAUUUAGCUGCCAAUUAGGUUUAUUCUGAAAGAGUGCACUGAAAAGUGCUUAGAGUCUCACUGGGGAAAAGGAGUUAUAUAAAUACUAGUUAUUAUUUAUAAAUCUGUAUCCAUACUUAGCAUAACAUCAUGAUCAACUACCCAUUUCUGGUGGAACCUAGCCUAAGUUUAUUCUUGGAUACUAUUACUAAUCAGCAUUACUUACACUGCCACUGAUUAUAAAUUGUUAUGAGGAUAAAAUUGUUAUGAUUGUUAUAUUUUGUAAUGUCUUGUAGAAGGAAAUUUCACGGCUUACACCCUGGAUAACUCCUGUGAAAUCGGCGAGACCCUGACAGUUCUUUUUGAGAGCCAGAAGAACUGUGAUCACUUUAUCACAGUGGCUGGAAAAAAUAAGCCUUCUGUGUCUACAGAAAUCUGUGCUCAUCGACUCAUCCUUCAACUUAAUCCGGAGGCAAAGUUCCUUCUGGGAGGAGAGGGCAACAAAUUCACGCUCACCGUUCAGAACGAAUGUAUAUCGCAAGCAAAAAUAUUUAUCAGGUGAGGACUUCUGGCAGGGGUACAAUAACUUUAGUGACUGUAAAACACUUCUAAAACGUCAUAGGCAUUGGAGUUCCACAGCUUAGAACUUUAAAUGGACACUAAGCACCAUAACCACUACAUCACACUGUAGAGCUUAUGGUACUUGGAGUGUUCCUUUAAGGUGUAGGCAAGAAAUGCCAUAGUACCAAAAAAAUCAGGUUGACAACCGUUUAUAUAUUAUCUGUAACUGUUUACAUAGUCCUAUGGAUGUACUAACAUGUCCUUUCUCUGUUAUUUAGGUAUUUCUAUAGUCAUAAAAUUAAGGUGACAUUGUCCUCCUUAAAGUGUAUCCACCAGAUAGCUUCCACCUACAAGGUUAACAGUCUGAAGGAGUACACCGCCCAGUUCUUCUCCAUCGUAAUCCCAGAAGAUCCAUCUUUCAAAAAACAGCUUGAACUCCUUAACUAUGCAGAGUCCAGCUCUGAUGCCAAACUGCGGGACUUGUGUCUACGAUACUUUGCUUGGAAUUUCGAGUUGUUUUCUCAGUCGAAGGUGUGGAAUGAUGUCACUUUUAGCCAGCUGCGAUCUAUCCUUUCUAGGUCAGAUUUGGUUAUCAUGAGUGAAUGGGCAGUACUUGAAACAGUGCAAAAGUGGAUAACUUCCAAUCAAGUGGAGGGAGAACUCACAAAAGAGCUUAUUGAGACAGUAAGGUUCCCGAUGAUGACACCAGAAGAGCUUCUCAAACUCCAGUUCAAUGUAUCUAUGUAUGAAAAGAAUAAAGUCACUUUCCAUGAACACUUUGUUCAGGCUUUAAUGUUCCACACUUUAUCUUACCAAGCCCUAAACCGCUAUAUGAACCUAUCUAAAGAUGCCUACACACCUAGAAUCUAUACCUCUUCUACAUGGAGUUCAACUGCACAAACCAAUUCGUACUACAGUCAAAGUAAUCGAUCCUUCAGGACGCCCAGACACCCCAGUUCUCUGUUCAUAUCUUCUCAGACCCAGUGGACUGUUAUGUAUCUGACCAACACACACAGUUGCCGGAACCAUGGAUUCUCUUGUUCUGCCAAUUCUCUUCCUGGUUUUAGAUUCAGCUCAAGCAAUGUCACUCCUAACAUUCGCUAUCAGAAUAUGCUAGUGAUGAAAUGUGGUGGAACCAUCGUCACAGAAAUACAAGAGCUCAAGCAGCAAAUGUUGCUAGACCCAGCUACUCUCACUGGCACCAACUUCCCAUGCUCCUCAAGAUCCAACACAUACAUGGUGGUGAUCCGUCCCACCUACUCAACGUAAAACUACACAGAGAGCUUAUUGUCUUAAUAUCUUAUCUUCCAUGCCAAGGCUUGCAGCGAGAUCAUCAUGGGUAUUUAAGAAUAUUCUUAAUAUAUCUUAGGACACCUGGAACUCUAUUUCCUAGGUUUUGUUUUUCUUUUUUCUUCACUUUUUCAAUAAAUAAUGGUGGGACUAGGAGGACCAUCGUAUAGCUUAUUUCGAGUCUGCGGUUUCUUCUUAUCAUGGGCUGAUAAUUACAUAAAUUUUUCAAACUAAAACUCAGAGGUUUGUGUUUGUGAAGGUAUUGACUGGCCAAUAUGGUCUUUGUUAGAUGUCCAUUUCUUUGAUCUGCAUUGUUUAGAAGGCCAUUGUCACUCUCCCAUCCCUCAAUAUAGGAUACACAAAAAGUCAGAUAUCUCACUUUUCUUGAACAUCGUGGUACCUGAGAAAACCUACAUCAUUGAUAUAUUCCUUAGUGAUUCCCAUCCCAGCCCUCAAGACACACUGAUGCUCCAGGAUUUCUCAGUACCUCAGUGGAAAAGAAUUGGUAAAAAUCCUGGAGGACUGUGUUAGGGACCACAGAUUGGAUGCUAAUCAAGUCUCUCUGCUCAUAGUUGGCUCCAGAACAUUACAAAUAUGCCCUCUUUGGUCCCGUUCCCCAUCUCUCCAUCCAACACUUUGUCCAUUUUCUGGGGGCCAUUAAUACCAUUUUCUGCCCCAAAUAUGAGAGAUCCAGUCCCAAUUCCACGUGUCCGGAAUUGGGAGUAAUGUACACAGCUGAUUUAAUAUAAUGUGUGUGGAGUUAAAGGGUCACUCUAAACAUAAUAACUACUUUGCAAUGUUUAUAUUACAGAGAGUACAUGGCACCCAUUCACAACUCUGACACUGACUUAUAAGUGCAGAGGUUUGUAAAAUUCACACGACCAUAAGAUAGCCACUUAGAAAUGUCUAUCAGGCUCCUGGAGCUCUCACUUUCUGGUUGUCUGUGAUGAUUUUGUCCAAGUUGUGCCUGCAAUGCUUUCUGGCCAGAAUCAAAGAUCUUGUUUUUCAUUUUUGUUUUGUCUGGAAAAGUUUUUUAAACAUGAAUUUUCUAGAAUGGACAUGUAUCCGUUUCAGUAAGUAAUAAAAACAUUAUUGUGCUCUUUCCUUCAAUAAAGAUGAUGGAAAAAUUAAAUGA
Messenger RNA from Pelobates cultripes (western spadefoot toad), 27204 nucleotides. NCBI's taxonomy places the organism in Eukaryota, Metazoa, Chordata, Amphibia, Anura, Pelobatidae. The record is from the annotation of a GenBank genome assembly.